GGUCAGACGUGGAGGGAAUGUCCAACAUGGCUGCCGAUCGGUCCCCCUGGCUGGACGACGGGGAAGCGGGCGAUCUCCACACUCGCUUCGCCAACUGGAUGGCAGAUCUGCCGCCCAACCUGCACACCGCGCCGCUCAAGGACCUCGCCAUACCCGGCACCCAUGACUCCUUCAGUUUCUACCUGGACAAGACGUCCGACAUCUCGCCCGGCGAGCCGCCUGAGAUCAAGGCAGCCGUCAUGAUCAUGGGGCAGGCUGGGAAGGACCUGGUGUACCGCUGGUCCGUCACGCAGGACAUCUGCUUCAUGGAGCAGCUCAACGACGGCGUGCGCUACUUCGACUUCCGCGUGGCGGGAAGAAAGAGCGACAGCUCGCUGUACUUCGUCCACGGUCUGUACGGUAACAAAGUCGAGACCGCCCUGCUCGAGAUCGCCCAGUACCUCAACACCCACCCGAAAGAAGUCGUGCUGCUCGAUUUCAAUCAUUUUUACAGCAUGGUCGAUUUUCACCACGAGCGGUUAAUCGCGAUCUUGAAGGAGAUGUUUGGUCCGAAGCUUUGCCCGCGGAUGGAUCCCGGCGACGUGACGUUAGCAACGCUGUGGGAGCGCGGGCAGCAGGUUAUUGUGUUCUACCACAACAGCGUCGCCGACCGGCACAUCAACCUGUGGACGGGGGAGGCUAUCGUAGCGCCCUGGGCGAAUACGCCCGAGAUCCCAGCUUUAGUUGAGUUUCUCAACACGGAAAAACGGCAGGAAACCAAGUUCUACGUUUCCCAGGGCGUCCUCACGCCGACCGCGGGAACUAUCCUCGGCAACCUGAACGGGAGUCUGAAGGACGUGCUGGCGACACCCGUCAUGCCGCACAUCCUGAAGUGGCUGAAUGGGAGAAGACCGGGGUCCGGCGCCCAGGGCGUGAACAUCGUCAUCGCCGACUUCGUGGAUCUCGCCGAGUUCCUGCCAGCCGUCAUCAACCUAAACUACAAGGAAACUCUCUAAAACUGGAUCUCGGGGUCGGACAAGUUUUCAAACAUCCACUUGUUCUAUAUGGUCAUUUCCACUUGCCCUUGGCAACAGACAUUUAACUGGCCAGAAUUUACUGUA
Molecule: messenger RNA, 1100 nt
Organism: Branchiostoma belcheri (Belcher's lancelet)
Lineage: Eukaryota; Metazoa; Chordata; Leptocardii; Amphioxiformes; Branchiostomatidae
Product: PI-PLC X domain-containing protein 3-like
Exons: 2
Coding region: 18-995 (325 amino acids)
Biological process (GO): lipid metabolic process
Molecular function (GO): phosphoric diester hydrolase activity
Source: RefSeq, a predicted model, not a curated record